GUCAUUGCCUCUGCUGAUAAGAUGCAACCAAUUACUGAAGUGGAAAAUUGCUCUGACCUGACAUUGUUUUGUUUUCCAUGAAAAUAACCAUUAAAACAGGACCUAAACUCAUUCACUAACAACUUGCUGAAGGCGACACUACAAGAUGGGGAAACUGUUGAGGCCAAACAGGACUGCUGCACCACAGGAGGGCCACGGAUAUUGAUAUUACUGGAAACAGGAAAACUGGGUUUGGAAUUUCUGAAAAAACAAUUCAGAUAUUCACCUUCUGGUUCAUCUACCACAGCUGAAGAGAUUGGUUCUGCAGGUUUCUCUGGCAGAGACUGUGUAGUGCUUGAAAAUCGAGUGCUCGGCAAAUCCCAUGAUGGAAGUAUCACCUUAUAGUGCUGAGAAGUACAAAUGAAAUGUUUUGCCCUUCUGCAAAGCUCACACUUUACAGUGGCCAUAAGAAUAAACACUCAAGGAAAGUAUUCAAGUGUCUUAGUUUGCAGGUUGAGCAAAUAAAGUGAUAAAUAAAGUAGGUAUACCCACUGAUUUUACGGUAAACCAGAGCCAAAGGCAUUGGUAAUAAUUACUCCAGUGCUGCGGUAUUAUGGACACAGCUGCCUUGCUAGUGCAAUCUGUCUGUUAAUCAUUUUAUCCACCUUUUGACCUUAUAGCCAGUCAUAGGACUUUGUGUGAUUUUCCUCUCCUGUCCACACAGCAUGCUCACAGCAUCAAAACAAAGGCACAUGAUCACAGGAUCAUAAACCCAAGUUAACUUAAUUUCUAAUUAAAGGUCAAGUCUUUAUCGGGAAAUAUAUUGAGGACACAAAUGUAAUACUCUGUCCUUUGUAAAAACAAAUAAAUACAUUUUCUUUUAUUUGGGAUUUUAUAAAUCGGGCAUUAUAGGGUUAAUAUGAUGUUAAAGCCCUCGGCCCACCCAUAAGAUGUAGAAACGCUGGAUCACAAUACUCACUCACUCAGCCCUACCAGCGCAGCGUAAAUCACCUGCAUUGCUUAAGAACACUACUGAGGUGUGUCAAACGUGGAUGACCUCACGUACUCAUGAAGACGUGGCCAACGUGACUGGCGCGUCUGUGAUGGGCGGGGCUCACCGCAGCAGCAUGGAUGAGGAGAAUGUGUGGAAAUUGUGUGAAUAUGUCAAGGAUCAGGGGACCUGCUCGUUGGACGAGUUCUAUGCAGUUUUUAUAUCUAACGAAAGAAAAAUGAUACCCAUUUGGAAACAAAAAUCCAGUCGAGGUGAUGAACCAGUAAUCUGGGAUUACCAUGUUGUUCUUCUACACACAAAUAAACAAGGACAAAGCUUUAUAUAUGAUCUAGACACCGUCCUUCCCUUCCCUUGUUCACUUGAUGUAUACUCAAAGGAGGCCUUUCAUUCUGAUGAGCAUUUAAAACGUGCUUUCUGGAGGAAGCUUCGUGUCAUACCAGGGGACACCUACUUGAAAAAAUUUGCUUCUGACCGUUCACACAUGAAGGAUUCUGACGGGAACUGGCGUAUGCCACCUCCAGCAUAUCCUUGUUUGGAGACAUCAGAGACUAAAAUGAAUCUUGAUGACUUUAUCUGCAUGGAUGCCCGAGUGGGAUAUGGAGAGGUUUACAACCUUUCAGACUUUGUUCAACACUUUGGAGUGAAGUAACAAGUUUUUUUGCUUUAUGCCAACACUUCUGUGUUGAAAAAUGUACAUAAACAGAGCCUCAGGGAAAGACCCCAUUAGCAUGGACAGUACUGUGUCUAAGCAGGCCUCAAAAUACAUAUUUGUUGCCUGUCAAACUCUUUUUACUAAUAUUUCAGAUCCUACACCUUACAUUGUAAUUCAUAAUUACAGUCAGGUAGAAAAUCACAAAGGACAGUCAGAAAUGAACGGGAUAUAACAGCUGUUGAUAAUAUACAUCCUUUUAUAAAGAAAUCAGUUACACAGAUGUACAAAUAAUAAAAAUGCAGCAUUUAAACAAACAACCAAACCGAAAUGGUAAACUGUAAGCAGUUGUAGUGCUGUAGUUUUUAAACAAUUGCUGCUAGGUAAUCCUUCACCUCAGCAGGUGACAGUCUGCGAAAUCCUGCUUCAUUACAGAUGCCCACCUCAAUAUUGUCCUCUGUCAUCUGCCCUUCAAAACUUUCCU
Molecule: messenger RNA, 2124 nt
Organism: Ctenopharyngodon idella (grass carp)
Lineage: Eukaryota; Metazoa; Chordata; Actinopteri; Cypriniformes; Xenocyprididae
Gene: ntaq1
Product: N-terminal glutamine amidase 1
Exons: 7
Coding region: 1032-1640 (202 amino acids)
Cellular component (GO): cytosol; nucleus
Molecular function (GO): protein-N-terminal glutamine amidohydrolase activity; protein-N-terminal asparagine amidohydrolase activity
Source: RefSeq, a predicted model, not a curated record